Molecule: messenger RNA, 6161 nt
Organism: Nerophis lumbriciformis (worm pipefish)
Lineage: Eukaryota; Metazoa; Chordata; Actinopteri; Syngnathiformes; Syngnathidae
Gene: agtpbp1
Product: ATP/GTP binding carboxypeptidase 1
Biological process (GO): C-terminal protein deglutamylation; protein side chain deglutamylation; proteolysis
Molecular function (GO): zinc ion binding; metallocarboxypeptidase activity
Source: RefSeq, a predicted model, not a curated record
GGUGCGACUUAUACUCCGGAGCGACUUAUACUCCGAAAAAUACGGUACCACGAAUUGAUAAGUUGAACAAACUUAUUCGGGUGUUCCCAUUUAGUGGUCAAUUGUCCAGGGUGUACCCCGCCUUCCGCCCGAAUGCAGCUGAGAUAGGCUCCAGCACCCCCCGCGACUCCAAAAAGGGACAAGCGGUAGAAAAUGGAUGGAUGUACGGAAUAUGUACUGUACUGUGUAAACUGUACUGUUUCAUAUAAUGUAUUUUCCUCCUUUGCAAUCUACUAAUAAAAGUUUCAAUCAAUCAAAAAGGGCCAAGCAGGGAGGUAAUGGAUCCCAUUUUUAUAGUCUUUGUUAUGACUCGGCCGGGGUUUGAACUCACGAUCUACCGAUCUCAGGGCGGACACUCUAACCACAAGGUGCACUGCUAUGUACUUAUGAACUCAACAUUUACAGUAUAGGGGUGUUGAAACUGUUUUUGUUCUGUCAUUUGUAUAUGUAUGCAAUCAUAUGUGCACAAUAUGUAUUGUUUAUUGCUAUUUUUUUGUUGUUUUGUUGCAUCAGCUCCGUGCUCUUUUAUUGUCUUUCACAGCAGGGCUUCUUAACUUUUUUGACCUCGGGGCCCAUUUUUUCCACUACAGAAGGGACUGGGACCCUCUCAAAUAAAACCGAAUUAGUAAUCUUACUCUUGAUUUUGAUUGUAUUCAAUAAUUAUAUCUAAUAAUAACCUACUCACAGUAUACAACCUUGUCAAAUGAUAUAAAACCAUGUUUUAGAAUAAAGAAUAAUAUAUCUUUAACACAUAAAUCUUAAGCUUAGGUCAGGCUGAUUAGAAAAGAAGAGUACUCAUCAAACAUUGCAUAAGAAGGGACUAAUAAAUAACUGCUGAAAAAUAAAUGCACUUUUAAUUAUGUAUUGCUAAAAUAAAUACAUUAAAUUAAUAAUUAAUAUGUUUUUUAACUAAACUGUCAAUAAAAUUGAAGUGCAAAUGAAAGUACAGUUUCACCACUUUAGUCAUAUUUUUUGUGCUUAAGAAACUUCUCUGACUUUUGCUCCGGACUACUAUUUGAUAUUGUCAUUACGGCCCCGAGUUGAGGAACAGAUCAUUUUUGGUGGCAGGACAACAGUUGGACCCAGCCCUAUGGUUAAGAAACACUGUUUUAUGUCAUUUGUGUUCAUUAAAGUUUACCUCAUGUUUUUACCUUAUUUUUGUAGACUUUUUGUAUCUGUACUGCAACCACAUAAUUUCCCCCACUGUUGGAUAAGUAAAAGUAUCCUAUCCUAUUUACAACUUAAUGACUUGUCUUAUCUGUUUCAAGUGCUCCUGUAUUGACCCACUUUGUACACUGUAAACUCACAUGAAUACCGCCCUUAAAAUGAUAACAAUUAUGCUGUUUUAUGAUUAAGACUGUUUGAUAGGUAUUGCGACGAUGUGUAUGAUUGUGGUUGCAGUUUGCAGAGACUAUACUACUGUACACAACCAAUUAUGCUCAUUAUUUCACAUUGUAGGCUACUGCAUACUAUUUACACUUCAUAUGUAUCAUGUUUCUUUCUCUUGCAGACAUGAAUUGUUGAUUGGAUGAAAAUGAACAAACCAAAAAUGGCCUCAGAGAAGGGUGUUCCCAGUACCUCCAAAGUGCACAUACUACUGGCCCAACUGGAGAGGAUGACCGGCGACUCUAUGGUGACGGAUCCCGAAGCGAGCCGGCAGAUCACCUCCAAGCUUCUUCACCUCAUACAGACGCAAGAGAAGACUGGAAGGGAGGUGAUGUCCAAAGGCACCAGCGGCAUGGAAGUUAUCCUGUCUUCACUCGAGAGCACCCGGGACUCCCAGACCACCCUGAACAUCCUGUGCAUACUCAGUGAGCUGCUGACGUUGGGCAAAGGACGGCGGGUGGGAGCAUUUGUAUCAAAAGGGGGAACAGGCGUCUUACUCCGCAUUCUAAUCAGCGCCAGUAGAGAGGGUCAACCCAGCGAGGAGCUCAUGCUGCAGCUUCACUCCCUGCUGGCCAAGGUGGGCCUUAAAGACAGGAAGUUGGGAGUUAAGGCGCGUCUGAGCGGCGCCGUGAACGUCACCGUCAACCUGAUCAAGAAGAACCUGCAAAACAUCAAGCUGCUCCUGCCCUGUUUGCAGGUUCUCAGGGUUUACUCUGUCAACAUGGUUAACGCUAUAUCGCUGGGCAAAAGCGGUGCGAUCGAGCUCAUGUUUAAGAUUUUGGCGCCGUACAGCAAGAAGAACACCAGCCUGAUCAAGGUCACUGUAGAUGCACUGGCAGCGCUGCUCAAAUCCAAGACCAAUGCUCGGCGGGCGGUGGAAGCCGGCUACGUGUCCACCUUGCUGUCAGUCUACAUGGACUGGCAUCGACACGAUACGUGGCAUCGUCACACUGUCAUACGCAAAGGGCUUCUGUGCUGCCUGCGCAACAUCACCAACAUCAGACUGGGCAGGAGAGCGUUCACCAACGCUGACGGCAUGCGGAUACUCUACAACUCAUCCAGUGAGUGCCUCACUGUGCGCACCCUGGAUCCUCUGGUGAACACUUCAAGUCUCAUCAUGAGGAAGUGCUUCCCCAAGAACCGCCUGCCCCUGCCCACCAUCAAGUCCGCUUUCCAUCACCAGCUGACGCAUGUCCUGCCCUCAGGGCCUGUGGCGCAAUUAUACAGCCAACCUCCCGGAGUGGACGACGUGGUGGACGACAGCGACGACAACGAGGACAUGGAUGCAGACACGGAGAACGACACAGAGAACGAGGAGGACGAGAAGGACGAGAAGGAUCCUCGCUCUUUGAACGAAGACAUCGAGAAGGACAUAAACAAGCUGCACCCGCAGAAGAGCCCGGGCCGACCUUUUGAAGAGUUAAAAGUCUACGAGAGGUUUUUCGUGGAGCUAACUGAGGACUUCCAGGGUCAUAACAUUGAUUGCUCCACCACUGCCUCAACCACAUCUUCAUCCUCCUCAGCCCGACCCUCUAGGCCGGUCAUCGUGCCCACAGCUCAGGCCCUCUCCCCGAAUCACGUGACCACGCAGAACUCUCAGGUGCUGUGCCCACCUCACAAAGGACGAGACCCCCCGUCGCCUCCCUCCACCGCCACGGCUCCUCUUCCUCCUCCCGCUUUACAGCUGGACACCUUCCGCUUCAACAAGGAGCUAAGCAAAAAAGAGGAGAUGCAGCAGGAGCUCUUACACGCGCUGGAAUGCGUCUCCGUUAAAGCCGAGGCGUUUUUAAACGCGGACAAGCACAAAGGAUCUUCCAUCAGCACACGGAAACCCAGUCAGUCUCCUCUGCUUUUGGAGGGCAUCGCGAUCCGCUGUAUGGCUGGAGGAGGAGGGUCAGACUGCGGGUCCGAGGGCACGGAGGACGAAGGCGCCGUCCUGGAGGUACCCGACACGGCCCAGCUUCUCCCGCUGCACGACUUGGACCUUUACGUGGAAAUGGUGAAGGGGACUCAUUCUGUCCCUCAGUACACUGAAGUGGCCUACCCAGACUACUUUGGACAUGUGGCGCCCACGUUUAGGGAGCCCCUCCUGGAGAGAGUUUACGGCGUACAGAGGUCCAAGAUAUUCCAGGAUAUCGAGAGGUUGAUACACCCAAAUGAUAUCUUGGAUAAAUUACUUUAUGACCUUGAUGUUCCCAGUUGUCCCGUGAUUGAAAGCGAUGGCGAGUCGUUGAAGUUCAACUCUCAGUUUGAGUCCGGCAACCUCAGGAAGGCCAUUCAAGUCAGGAAGUACGAGUACGACCUGGUGCUGAAUUCGGACAUCAACAGCAACCACCAUCACCAGUGGUUCUAUUUCGAGGUGAGCGGCAUGCGCGUUGGAACCAUGUACCGCUUCAACAUCAUCAACUGUGAGAAGUCCAACAGUCAGUUCAACUACGGCAUGCAGGUGCUGAUGUACUCCGUUCAGGAGGCCAUCAGUGGCAGGCCCCGCUGGGUCAGGACAGGAACAGACAUCUGUUACUACAAGAACCAUUUUGCCAGGAGUUCUAUUGCGACAGGCGGCCAGAAAGGGAAGUCGUACUACACAAUGAGCUUCAGCACCAGCUUCAGCCAUAAGGAUGACGUCUGCUACUUUACCUACCAUUACCCGUACACGUACUCGUCUCUUAAGAUGCACCUGUUUAAGCUGGAGGCGAUGAGGACCCCCGAGAUCUAUCUGAGACAGGACGUCCUGUGCGAGACGCUGGGUGGAAACAGCUGCCCGCUCCUCACUAUCACCGCCAUGCCGGAGUCCAACUCCAGCGACCACAUCUGUCAGUUUAGGAAUCGUCCAUUGAUCUUCCUGUCAGCCAGAGUGCACCCCGGAGAAACCAACGCCAGCUGGGUGAUGAAGGGCACGCUGGAGUUCCUGAUGGGCGCCAGCUCGCAAGCCGCCAGCCUGAGAGAGGCCUACAUCUUCAAGAUAGUGCCCAUGCUCAACCCUGACGGAGUCGUCAACGGAAAUGACCGCUGUUCAUUGAGCGGAGAAGACUUGAAUCGCCAAUGGCAAAACCCCGACGCUGAGCUCCACCCGACCAUCUACCACACCAAGAGCCUGCUGCAAUACCUCGCACACAUGCAAAGAGCACCGCUGGUGUUCUGUGACUACCACGGCCAUUCCAGAAAGAAGAAUGUAUUCAUGUACGGCUGCAGUGUGAAGGAAACAAUUUGGCAGACUAACAUCAGCGCAGCUUCCACUGAAUUACAGGAGGACCUAGGAUACAGGGCCCUUCCAAAGAUCCUCUCCCAGAUCGCUCCGGCCUUCAGCAUGGGCAGCUGCAGCUUUGUGGUGGAGCGCUCCAAAGAGUCGACGGCACGCGUGGUUGUGUGGAGGGAGAUCGGCGUGCAGCGCAGCUACACCAUGGAGAGCACCGUCUGUGGCUGUGACCAAGGCAAAUAUAAGGGCUUUCAGAUUGGCACCAGGGAGCUGGAGGAGAUGGGAGCCCAGUUCUGCGUGGCCCUGCUGAGGCUGAAGAGAAUGACUGGUGUCCACAACCACCAACACCUGCUGGACCUGGAGAGCGACCUCAUCGGCACGCAGCCCAAAGUGGUCAGCUGUUCCACAACCUACGUGAUGGACGAGGAUGAGCCGUCCUUCCUGGAGGCCGUGGACUACAGCGCCGAGAGCAACGACGAGGACGGCGAAGCCGACAGCGAGGCCGGCGCCAGCAGCAGAGACGUGUCGGGGACUCCCGACUCGUGUGCGGCGGUGCGACUGUCGGACUCGGAGAGCAGUAAGGAAGCCUGGAAAACUGGGCGUGUCGCCAACCAGUGACUUUUAUUUGAUUUGAUUUAUUGUGUUUUUUUUAAUUUAUCCAUGCUAAGUCCCACGCACCCCUCAGCCCCUCCAGAACCUGCCCCCUCAACAUUUACUCACUCUGUGACGCUUCCUUUUGGGCCAAAAUCUCGCCAGGGUGCACCCGUCCAAAAAAAAAAGUCACACUUAUUUACAAAGUCAGUACAAACACAACAGGCUUUAGGACUCCUGCUGUUGUUUGCCUUUGCAUUUUUUUUUUUUGCAUUUUCUUCCUCAUAUUAUUACUUUUUUUGCUCCAAUAUAGUAAGUAACGUGGUGGACAUAAGAGCAAGGGAAACAACCUACGUACAAAAAACGGCGCCCAUUAAAGGGGAACUUAAAAAAAAAAAAAAAAGUAUAUCAUUCACAAUCCUUAUAUAACACAAGCACACAUUUAUUGUUCUUUUUUUAUGCAUUCUAAAUCGUAAAUAAAUGCUAGCAAUAGGUCGAUGCUCUGAAAAAAAUUCCCAAAAACUCCCCAAGUUUUUGUAUACACGCUUAAAGUGUAUAUAAAAAAUGUAAUAACAUUCAUAUUAACAUGUAAUAUUUACGUAUUUUGCUUUUCGGCCUGCCGAUAUUAUCGGCCGAUAAAUGCUUUAAAAUGUGAUAUCGGAAAUUAUCGGUAUCGUUUAUUUUUUUUAUUUUUAUUUUUAUUUAUUUAUUUAUUUAUCCCUGCUUCCGCCAUCCUAGUCACUGCCGUUGUGUCCUUGGGCAAGACACUUUACCCACCUGCUCCCAGUGCCACCCACACUGGUUUAAAUGUAACUUAGAUAUUGGGUUUUCACUAUGUAAAGCGCUUUGAGUCACUAGAGAAAAGCGCUAUAUAAAUAUAAUUCACUUCACUUCACUUAUUUUUUUUUUUUAAGUAAAUCAACAUAAAAAACACAAGAUACACUUACAA